ACACAUUCUCAUUCAUCACAAAACUAGUAAUCUCUGUUUGCAUUGAAUAUGCCAGGCCUUACUAUUGGAGACACUAUUCCUGACCUUGAAGUUGAUACCACCCAAGGCAAGAUCAAACUCCAUCACUUCUGUUCUGAUUCAUGGACCAUUCUCUUCUCUCAUCCAGGUGAUUUCACCCCAGUUUGUACCACUGAGCUUGGUAAGAUGGCUCAAUAUGCUUCUGAGUUUAACAAACGAGGAGUUAUGCUGUUAGGUAUGUCUUGUGAUGAUCUUGAAUCUCACAAGGAGUGGAUCAAAGACAUUGAAGCACAUACUCCAGGUGCAAAGGUUAACUAUCCAAUAAUUUCUGAUCCUAAAAGAGAAAUCAUCAAGCAACUCAACAUGGUUGAUCCUGAUGAGAAAGAUUCAAAUGGAAAUUUACCAUCAAGGGCUCUUCAUAUUGUGGGACCAGAUAAAAAGAUUAAGUUGAGUUUUCUUUACCCUGCACAAACUGGGAGGAACAUGGAUGAAGUGCUGAGGGUGGUGGAGUCACUACAGAAAGCCUCAAAGUACAAAAUUGCAACCCCUGCUAACUGGAAGCCAGGGGAACCUGUUGUCAUUUCUCCUGAUGUUACCAAUGACCAAGCUAAGGAUAUGUUCCCUCAAGGUUUUAAGACUGCAGAUCUUCCAUCCAAAAAGGAAUAUCUUAGGUUCACCAAUGUUUGAUAAUCUGCCUCCUACUUAUUAAUGUAUCCUAAUGAUACUAUAUAGUAUAAUAUAAUGUAGUAUUCUAGUAUAUGUGUCUGUCUUGGCUUUAUAUUUUGUUGUUUAACUAUAUAUAGAAAAUAUAAACAAACUUUAUGUAUCUUUUUGUUCUCUUAUGUGUAUGGGUUUUUAUGCUGUAAAAA
Messenger RNA from Medicago truncatula (barrel medic), 887 nucleotides. RefSeq names its product 1-Cys peroxiredoxin. Gene Ontology annotation, molecular function: peroxiredoxin activity. The coding region runs from base 49 to 705 and encodes 218 amino acids. Gene Ontology annotation, biological process: cellular oxidant detoxification; cell redox homeostasis. Gene Ontology annotation, cellular component: mitochondrion; cytosol. The transcript has 3 exons. Lineage: Eukaryota; Viridiplantae; Streptophyta; Magnoliopsida; Fabales; Fabaceae. The record is from RefSeq and is a predicted model, not a curated record.